Messenger RNA from Saprolegnia diclina VS20, 1312 nucleotides. RefSeq lists its product as hypothetical. The transcript has a single exon. Gene Ontology annotation, molecular function: DNA-binding transcription factor activity. Lineage: Eukaryota; Oomycota; Saprolegniomycetes; Saprolegniales; Saprolegniaceae. Bases 60 to 1241 code for a protein of 393 amino acids. The record is from RefSeq and is a predicted model, not a curated record.
CCGUCGUGCGCUUCCAGCAGCAUGCGAAGCGUCAGUGACCAACUUUCGACCUCGAACGCAUGGCAAACGAAGCGACGUCGCUGCGCAUGCAUGGUGACGCGUCCGCUGCGGUCAUGGGGCGCCCGCUGCGGCCACCGCUGAUGCUCGACCCCAAUUUUGUUUUGCGGCCGCUCCGAACCAGCGACCGGGUGGAGAUGCCACCGUGGCGUCCGCGCGAGCAGCUCGCCGAGCCAUUGCCGCGUUUUCAAACAAUCUUGCCGUCCGAAAACGACCGACAACGCGCGAACCCGGCGCCUCCGUCCCUCGUCCAAGAAGCCCAAGCGCAGCAUCGGCUCUGGAAAGAGCGCGAGCACGAGCUCAUGCGGCGGCAGCGCCACGCGUUAGGCUUGAAAGAGAAGGAGCUCGGUCGAUCACGGCGGUGUGCGGCGCCUCACCGCCUCCAGGAGCUCUUCAUGCGACGGCAGCACGAGCUCAUGCAGCAACAGGAGCAACAGAAGCGGAUCGAGCGCAAUGUCUAUCAGCUCACGUACCAUCGCAUGCUGGCCGAGGAAGACUUGCAGCGCCUGCAACACCAAGAACGUCUGCAGCAACAAGCAAAGGCGCAGCAAUUGGAGUCGUCUAAGGUGCAGACGUUCGAGCGUGCGGUGCUCCAAGCCCCGUCUCUGGACGCGGUGUCCACGCGGCGCGUGUCGGCAUCCACAGUCAACGACGCCGACGGCGCGAGUUUGCUCUCGUUUUUGCUGCCACCCGCGCUGCCUCCACCGCAAAACGGCUGGAACGUCAAGGGCGUGACGCUCAACGAGCUUCGGCCGCACUUUAACAAGCCCAUGGCCGUGGUCGCCCAAGAGAUGGGCGUUUGCAUCACGCUCAUGAAGAAGAUUUGCCGCAAGAACGGUCUCUCGCGCUGGCCGCACCGGCGCAUCCGCAGCCUCGUGAACCGCAUCACGUCGCUCCAAGCCGUCGCCGACACGGUGGUCGAGAAGGUGGAGAAGGCGCGGUUCGUAGCGCACAUUGCAAGCCUCCGGCGCGAGCUCUCGGACGUGAUCCACAACCCGAACGGGAAGAGCCGCAAGGCGCAAGAGUACGAGCGGCGCAAAGACAUCAGCGCAGGCGACUCGAUGAGCGACGACACGACGCUCAGCGACGACGGCGGCAAGCCCUUGGACAUGGACUUGAGCUGCUUCGAAGUGCUCCGCGACGAAAAGGCGCGCGGGUCCAUCUCGUCGCUUUUGUGCGAUUAGCGACGCUUAUUGUCAUUCUUAUUGCCAGUGCACUCUCACAUAAAGUCUAUAGCGUCUUAUACAUAUCGACU